This is a messenger RNA of Papaver somniferum (opium poppy), 942 nucleotides long. RefSeq lists its product as uncharacterized. The record is from RefSeq and is a predicted model, not a curated record. NCBI's taxonomy places the organism in Eukaryota, Viridiplantae, Streptophyta, Magnoliopsida, Ranunculales, Papaveraceae. The coding region runs from base 1 to 942 and encodes 313 amino acids. The transcript is spliced from 3 exons.
AUGACGAAUUCUUUUCUGAAGGAUAUCGUAAUAGAUGAAUUCCGAGCAUCAAAGAAGAAGAAGACUGCAGCUGAUGUCCGAGAUCUGCUCCAUCUGGAAUAUGGUAUUGAUCUCACAUAUAGUCAGGCAUACCAUGGUUUACAGUGGACUAAAGAGUUUCUUUGUGGUGAUGGCAUCAAUUCUUAUUCAGAUUUUGUUUGGUAUAAAGAAUCAAUUGAACGUUAUAAUCCUGGAAGCGUCGUCAAGUUUGAGUAUGAUGGUGUAACAAAGCAGUUCCAGAGGUUUUUUGUUGCUUUCAAAGCUUCAAUUACUGGUUUCAAUAAGUUUUGUCGUCCGAUGUUAUUUAUUGAUUGUACUUUUCUCACUGGGAAAUUUAAGGGCGAUUUUAUGGUUGCUUGCGGAAAAACUGGUAAUCAAGAGAUUUAUGUAGUUUCAUUUCCUAUUGUACCCUGCGAAAAUUUUGAGAGUUGGGAAUGGUUCUUAACCAAUUUGAAGGGUAUUAUCAGUGAAGACCGUCCACUGACCAUCAUAUCAGACCGUGGAGCUGGCCCUGUUGAAGCAUGUCCCUGUAAUCUUCCCAAAGACUUACCAUUCAUACUGUUUGUAUCACAUGAAAGGGAAUAUUCUGGUUCCAAAGGGCAAACUGCUAUGAAGUUGUUUGAAGAGUGUUACACUGCGUUAACGAAUGAGAAGUUUUAUGAUGCUGCCAAGAGAGAAAGGUUUGGUGAGAACACAUCAAACAUUGCUGAGAGUUUUAGCAGUGUGAAUAAGCAUGAUAAGCGGCUUCCAUCACUUGAGAUUAUCGAUUUUAUUCGUGCUAAGGUAAUGGAGAAGAACUACAAGAGGUUUGUGGAGUCUAGUAAGUGGACUGAAAAGAUUACUCCUCGGAUGCAGACUAGGCUCAACAAGAGGGUUACUAACUGUCGUUUUUACAAGUUCUGA